AUGACAAAUAUUAUAACUAAAAAGGAAAUGACGUCUUUUCAGGACAUGCUUGAAGUGAUAAAUCAAAAUUAUCAAAUAUUAUGUGAAAAAUAUGAUACUGUUUCGGAUAAUUAUUAUUUAAAAACUGAAACAAUAAAAGAAACAUUACCUAAAAUUCAAAAUGAUAUAAUAACACUUGAUAGGUUAAAAGAAAAAGUCAAACAAAUUAAAGAGAAUGAGGAAACUAUGAUGUAUGAUUUUUUAUCAGCAAUAGAACGAAAAUCUGAAAUUAAAGAACAAUAUAAAAAAGUGCUAGAAUGUAAAAAAAUAUUGUCUGAUGUUAAAGAAAAAUAUAUGAUAAAAGAAAUAGAAAAAACAAUACUUGAAUUAUUAACAUUUAAAAAUUAUGAUGGUAUAAUAAAAAAAAUCCAAGAAAAUAGAGAUUUUAUUAUGUCUAUGAAAUCAUACAGAGAUACAUUAGUUGAAAAAUUUAAAAAAAUUUGUGUUAAUCUAUUAAAUCAUAUAGAGUUUCCUUUUGAUGAAGAAAUAGACAUAGAUUUUCAUCGAAAAACCAUAGAUGAAAUUAAAUCAAAUAUGAUAGUAAUUAAUAUGUUAUUUGAGGAAUGUGAAGAUAAACCUUUCAUUCUUGAAAUGUUAUUAUCUAUGAUAAAUGAAAGAUAUAAUCUUCAUUUUAAUAGUAAAUCUUUGACGAAUAAUCCUGCCAAACCAGAAUUACUUUUGACAGCUCUCAAUAAUUGGUAUACUUCUAAUAUUGGUUUAAUUAGCAAACUGAUUUGUCCUAUACUUAAGAAAGAUAUUUCAUGGAUAGAUGGCAAAUUUAAAGAUAUGUUAUUAUCAUUAUGUAUUGAUAAGAUUAAUGAUUGGUUAAGAAAAGAUAAAGUAAUGAAUGAUCCAGAAUUGUUAGGACAUUUACUAGAUUCAGUAUUAUUUUCAGUAAAUGAAGUAGAAGGUUUAUAUUCAUUAAAUGAAGGAUCAACAAAAAGUCUUUUAUCAAUAUUUUAUGAUGAUGAAGAUAUUCUUGAAAGAUGGCUUUGCAUAGAAAAACAAACACUAAAAAUAGUUUUAAAUAAAUUUCUUGAUUCUUUAUUCAAUAAUAAAGAGCUAGAAAAUUUUGUUGAAUGUAAGGAGUACUCAACAAACGUCUCAGAUAUACUUUUUGUUAUUCAAAGCUCAUGUCAAAGAUAUGAAAUGAUAAAAAAAGUUGAGGUCAAAAAACUUUUUAUACAACAAAUUCUUGAAGGAUUAUUUUUGUUUAAAAAUGAUUUAUUGGACAUUGAAAGUAGUCAGGAGUAUGCUGUCUGUAAUGUUGGAAUAAAAAUUACAAAUAUUCUUAUAAAAAUUCAUUCACUUUUAAAAGAAAUGGAAUUGUAUCUUUUUAAUGAAAAUGAAGAAAUUUUUACAUUUGAAAUUAAUAUUUUAGGAGAUAAAAUAACAUAUGAUAAAAUAUUGUAUAGUUUUAAAGAAGUAUGGUUAAAAUUAAUAGAUAGUCAAUGUAAUGAAUUAUUAAAAAGUUUGGACAAAUAUUUUAUUCCAUAUACAAAUGAAAGAUGGCAUGGGAUGACUAGAAAUUUUAUGAAUAAUAUGAAUACUGUUAAUCAAGAGAUAACAGAAUCAUUUUUACAUUUUAUUUAUCAAUUAAGAAAUACAUAUCUUAAAAUGGAAACAAUGUAUCCAUCAAAAUGGUUAGAAAUAAUUGUAGAUAAAAUGAAUCAUAAAUUAUUUUUAAAAAUAAUAGAUGAUUUUAUUAUGAAAAAAAAUUUUAAUGAAUAUGGUGCUAAACAAGUUAUUUUUGAUAUUAAAAAUGGUCUUUUUACUAUGUUAAAUGAUAUCUUUAUUCACAAUGAUCAAUAUGGUUUAUUUAAAGAUAGUAUUUUAUGUAAUAGCCAUUAUAUUAAAUUAUUAGAUUAUCUUAAUCUUUUGUCAAUGCAUCCAGCAGUUGGAUUAUUAUUGAAAGAUGCAGCAAAAGACAAUCCUGAUGAAAUUUUAAUACCAAAACUUGAAGAAUUUAAUUUUAUUGGUAUUAUUACAAGAGAAGAAAUUUUAAAAAUCCUAGAUAGAAAGUGUGAUCUUUUAUCUUAG
This is a messenger RNA of Strongyloides ratti, 2079 nucleotides long. Its product is annotated as RAD50-interacting protein 1. Gene Ontology annotation, cellular component: Dsl1/NZR complex. The record is from RefSeq and is a predicted model, not a curated record. NCBI's taxonomy places the organism in Eukaryota, Metazoa, Nematoda, Chromadorea, Rhabditida, Strongyloididae. Bases 1 to 2079 code for a protein of 692 amino acids. The transcript has 2 exons. Gene Ontology annotation, biological process: retrograde vesicle-mediated transport, Golgi to endoplasmic reticulum; endoplasmic reticulum to Golgi vesicle-mediated transport; regulation of ER to Golgi vesicle-mediated transport.